Molecule: messenger RNA, 3320 nt
Organism: Caenorhabditis sp. 36 PRJEB53466
Lineage: Eukaryota; Metazoa; Nematoda; Chromadorea; Rhabditida; Rhabditidae
Source: the annotation of a GenBank genome assembly
AUGCUUCUGCUUCCCAACUCUACGACCCUCUCUCCGUCUACAGUGUCCGGAGCGGAUUUUACGGAUAUUUACGAACUGGACGAUCCCGGAAAACCGCCGGAACCCAUCAUUUCCGACUAUGUAGAGAUGUUCACGCUCGUCCUCAACUUUAUCGUUGGAGCGCCGUUGAAUCUGGCUGCUUAUACACAGGUACGUGAGAUGAGAUUACUGUGUGAUUGGGUUACUGUAAAAGAGUACUGUAGUAAGAUGUUGUACUAUCAAAAUGUGGUUCUGAGAAGUUGGCCGUUUAUUCAACACGAUAUAGUUCGGCUGUCGGUGGAGAUAUCAAAAAGUUGUCAACUGAAAAAGCGUUCAUAAUUGCAUUGCGUACAUUUUACUAAACGACAACUUUUUGACGUCUCUACCAGCAGCUGAGAUAUGUCGUUUUUAUGCCGUUUAAUAUUGUAGACUAACUAAUGCCGCGUCCAAUGUCUCGGAAAAACCGUAAAAACCCAAGGUUUUUCUGUCCAAAGUCGGCCGAAAUUUGCGUGAAAAACGGGGGUGCGCACAGCUUAAUGAAUGUAACCGUAUCCCUAUUAUAGGGGCACAGAAUAGGAAGGGCGCUCUGUUCGCAAUCUGGCCGAAUUUCUAGUCCGCGAAGUAAUUUUCCACUGAAAACGUGGCCUAACUUUUCAAACUCGGCCCCGAGCUCACUCAAUUUGCAGUGCAAAAAAGUUUCUCAAUAGAGCGCCCUUUCGGUGCCCCUAUAAUAAAUCUACGGUAUUUUUUGAAAAUUUGCGCAAGAAAUUUGAAUAUUUUUAAAUAUCCUCAAGAAAUUAACAAAUUUUCAAAAAAUACCUUGCGCAAGAAACUUGAAUAUUUUUAAAUAUCCUCAAGAAAUUAACAAAUUUUCAAAAAAUACCGUAGUUUUAGAGGUACGGUUACAUUCAUUCAGCUGUGCGCACCCCCGUUUUUCACGCAAAUUUCGGCCGACUUUCGACAGAAAAAUCUGCGGUUUUUACGGUUUUUCCGAAACAUUGGACGCGGCAUAAGGAAACUGUGCUCCUUCGUAUUCUAAUAAUUUUGGCAUUUCAGCUGAGCGAACGUCCGACAUCGACGCGUCUGGACCUGCUGAAACGUUCGCUCAACUACUCGGACCUGCUCGUUCUCUUCAUCUACGUUCCCUCGCGCGCCUGCUGGCUUCUGACCUACGACUGGAGAGGCGGCGACGCGUUGUGCAAGAUUGUCAAAAUGUUGCACACAUUCGCUUUUCAGGUAAGGAGAACAAAGGAAAAUGAGCAUUGAGCAGUGAAAAGGUGACAUUCUGGCGCUCAAAGAUCGGAUUUAAAAGGAGAACAAGAUGAAGGGAGAGAGGAAAAUCUUAAGCUAAGAUUAUCGAGAUUCAAAACAUUUAUGACAACUGUUCUUAAGGAGAAGUACUUGGCUAGACGAACCGAAACAAGAGCAAUGAGCGAGCAAAGGGAUUUUCAAAGAGCUUAACUUGAGAAUGAGGCAUUUCGUAGCACAAUAUUUUGGGCAUCUUUUUGAAACAGUCAAUGGUUCUUAAAGGACCAGGGAACCCAAAAUUUUUUGAUUUCUUUGUGAAAUUUUUUUGUGACCGUUUGAAUUGUCUUCUAUUGCCUCAUACACUGGUGAAAUGCUGCCUCUCAAAAAUGCCAAUGAACGAAACGGCAUGCAGUUGAAGUUGUGGCCGUGGCCUAGCGCCAAUGGCCGAAAAAUAUAUAAAAAUAUAUGCGCUUCUCGGCAAUUUUAUUUUUUCCGCUUUUUUACCGGUUUUUUCCAAAAAUUCACGGUUUCUCCCAUUUUGGCUUUUCAUAUCGACUGAAUGAAAACAAUUUUUUAGCAGUGAAAAAAUAAGUAAGUGCCGAACAAAUGUCAAUCAACUGAAAAAUGGGAGAAACCGUUAAUUUUUGGAAAAAAACCUGUAAAAAAGCGGAAAAAAUAAAAUGGCCGAGAAGCGCAUAUAUUUUUAUAUAUUUUUCGGCCAUUGGCGCUAGGCCACGGCCACAACUUCAACUGCAUGCCAUAAGAGAGGCAAUAAGAGACAAUUCAAACAGUCACAAAAACAUUUCACAAAAAAAUCAAAACAUUUUUGGGUUCCCUGGUCCUUUAAGAUAUAAGUUUUAUAAGAUACGGAAAAUUGUUGAAUGAGAUGUUUUGUUCGAAAAACAACUCUUUACGCACUUUCCAACUGCGCCCUGCAUUCCAGUCCUCCUCGAACGUGAUCGUGUGCAUCGCCGUGGAUCGUCUCCUCUCCGUCCUCUCGCCAUCGCAUCACAGCCCGAACAAAGCGCUCAAACGCACCAAGAUGAUGUUGAUCGUCGCGUGGAUCGUGGCGCUCGUCAUCAGCUGCCCUCAGCUCUUCAUCUGGAGGGCCUAUCUGGCGCUUCCCGAAUACAACUGGAGUCAGUGUUUGCAAAUCUGGGAGAUUGCGCGGAUCGAGAAUCAAAGCGCGCAGCACUACGGAAAAGUGCCGACACCGUCCGACUUCAACGCCGAAUUCUGGUACAGUAUUCUGCACAUUAGUCUCGUUUUCUGGAUACCCUGUAUCAUUAUCAUGGUGACUCGAAUAUGCCGUACUUCCAAGUAACGUCCGUUUUGUUUUCAGCUCAGCUACAUCAUCGUCAUCUCGUGGGUUUGGAUCAACUCGCGUCCGUCGAUGCGUCAGGCGUCCAAUUCGUUCUCGUUUCACACCGGCUGCGAUACGGUAGACACUGUGCUCACGCGCGCCUCCGAAUGGAAUCCUUUGAAGACGUUCUCACGCCACGUCAACAUCAAGGAACCCGAGAAGGCGAUGAGUGAGCCGACAUCAUCAGCUGACUGAUUUUUGACGAUGAUCAUCCGAUUUCAGCGACGCCGCGCAUUGUGGUCUCCGACGAGACAGAGGUUCCGUUGACGCAGAGGCCAUCCAUCUCGCCGUCCGAGGCGUCGGCUGUGAUGAGGAAUGGCGUGCACACGAGCACAUCGUACAAUGCCAAUUUGAACAGGUUAGACGAAAAAAAGCCGGCCCAGCUUUUCCGUCUCAACACAGCGUGUUUGCAGAAGUCGUGCGCUGCGGGUCUCGUUCCUUCUGGUCGUUGCCUACAUCGUCUGCUGGCUGCCCUACAACCUCAUAAGCCUCAUCCAAUUUCUCGACCGCGACUUCUUCUCCUCCUACCUUAAACACGUAGGGUCCCGCCACUAAAUGAGCAAAACUACCGUAUCCUUGCGUUCAGGUCCAUUUCUGUCAGCAACUAAUCAUCUUCAACUCGGUCGUCAACCCGUACCUCUACGGUUUCUUCGGUCCGCACCGCCCGGGCACGCGUGUCAUCCACAACUGA